AUGACCGAGCGUCAGGUUGUCGCCAAUGCCAUUAAGAGUGCGGCUUAUUCGUCAUUCGAUGAUUUCCUUCAACACCUUCGUGGUUACGAGCUGUUGAUUGGGUGUCGAUAUGUUAUGCGAGACCCAGUAGAGUUCAAAUUACCUGCGCCGCAGUCAAUCAAGCAGUUGGUGUACAGAAGUGUCAACUUUGAAUGCGAGCACAAGACUCGCACCAAUUGUACUGCAUGCUUCCGCCUGAAGGUGCAAAAGAGGAAGCUGCGAGUCGACGCUGUAAGGAUUCGACACAAUCAUUUGUCUGAAAGGAUACUCCCCACAUCCGAUACAUUCAAUACGGACCCAAUUUUCCGUGAGAUUUUCCCCUCUAAUCAUCUUGUCAUGGCUAUGGAAGCUUUUUUGUCAAAGUUCGAGGAAUUUGAGACGGUGCUCAUGAUUGGAAACACUUUCUAUCUAUCGCCUAGGGAAGAUUGCAGAGCAAAUGUCGGUGCAGUCGAGAGAAACGGGUCAAUCACGAUUUUUCGGCACGAACUGUGGCACAACCAUGGAGCGAUGGAGGUGGGACCACAGAAACGAACUCCAAAUCUGCACCAGUACAAAACCUGCUUUAGGAACAUCUUGGAAAUACUUGCCAACGGAAUGACCGCGGAAACGUUAGAAGAAUGCAAUGAUGUCAUUGAGAAGAUGCGGUACUGCUUAAGAAAUCUUACCCCUGAUCCAUCAACUUAG
Messenger RNA from Echinococcus granulosus, 723 nucleotides. RefSeq lists its product as hypothetical. The record is from RefSeq and is a predicted model, not a curated record. The coding region runs from base 1 to 723 and encodes 240 amino acids. Lineage: Eukaryota; Metazoa; Platyhelminthes; Cestoda; Cyclophyllidea; Taeniidae. The transcript has 3 exons.